AUCAUGUGGCUAGAUAAUUGUAUGAAAACAUUUUGACCUUACAAAUAUGUUCCUAACUCAAUACUUAAAAUAGGUACAAAAAUAAAUGGGUUUUCCCUCCAUUAUAUACUGUAUAAUGUAGGUACAUGGUUAUUUGAAUGUUGUUCCCUCUGUUAGACUAUAAACUCGGCGGCAGCGGCAGCAGCGGCGGCGUCCUAGGCGACGUAGGUGUGUGGAGGCUGCGGGAGCCCUGGGGGGGGGCUGGUGGCUGGGCCGGUGCUGAGUUCGUGCGGGAGGCAUGAGCGGGGCUGCGGCCCUCGGGCUGUGGGCGUCUCUGCCGCCGUGCUCGGGCCUCGGCCUCGGCUCCGGCGCGGGCCCGCUGGGCCCCGCUGACGGCCACCGCCAUGGCCUGGGUGCUGAAGAUGGACGAGGCGGCGGAGGCGGGCCUGGUGCACGACUUCGACGCCAGCCUGUCGGGCAUUGGGCAGGAGCUGGGCGCCUACAGCAUGAGUGAUGUGUUGGCCCUACCCAUUUUCAAGGAGGAAGACUCUGGCCUUCCUUUGGAUGGUGACCCCAAACAGCCACCCUUUCAGUACAUUCUCUGUGCUGCCACAUCCCCUGCGGUCAAACUGCACGAUGAAAGCCUCACUUACCUGAACCAAGGUCAGUCCUCUGAAAUCUGGAUGCUGGACAACCAGAAAGGGAAAGUUGUGCCUGAGAUCAGUGGAAAGUUGGUGAAGAGCAUCAUCAGAGUUGUGUUCCAUGACAGUUGGCUACAGUAUCCAGAGCACCAGCAGGUGGAAGGCUGCAAGUGGAAUCGCCCUGGGGACCGGCUGUUUGAUCUCAAUACUCCAAUGUCUUUUGGUGUCACUGACGUAAGGACAAAUCCAGGCCAGUUAAAUGCAAUUGAUUUUCUCUGGGACCCUGCAAAACGCACAUCUGUAUUUAUCCCGGUCCACUGCAUCAGCACGGAGUUUACUCCGGGCAAGCAUAGAGGUGAGAAGGGGGUCCCUUUCAGAGUCCAAGUCGACACUUUUAAAGAGAAUGAAAAUGGUGACUACAGGGAUCACCUGCACUCAGCCAGCUGCCAAAUCAAAGCAUUUAAGCCUAAAGGAGCAGACAGAAAACAGAAAGCAGACCGAGAAAAGAUGGAGAAGAGGACAGCUCACGAGAAAGAAAAGUACCAGCCUUCAUAUGACACUACCAUCCUCAGUGUAAUGAUUGGAAUGAUGCCACCUACUGGAGACUUGCUGUGGGAAAGCUCCACCAUGAGGAAAAUGCCUCAGAGGCAUUGUGGCUUUUCCUUGGUGUCAUGA
Molecule: messenger RNA, 1295 nt
Organism: Dromiciops gliroides (monito del monte)
Lineage: Eukaryota; Metazoa; Chordata; Mammalia; Microbiotheria; Microbiotheriidae
Product: upstream-binding protein 1-like
Exons: 1
Coding region: 384-1295 (303 amino acids)
Biological process (GO): regulation of transcription by RNA polymerase II
Cellular component (GO): nucleus
Molecular function (GO): DNA-binding transcription activator activity, RNA polymerase II-specific; RNA polymerase II cis-regulatory region sequence-specific DNA binding
Source: RefSeq, a predicted model, not a curated record